This is a messenger RNA of Arctia plantaginis, 1698 nucleotides long. The record is from the annotation of a GenBank genome assembly. Lineage: Eukaryota; Metazoa; Arthropoda; Insecta; Lepidoptera; Erebidae.
AUGUCAUUACCCUGGCAUAUACCUUUGGAGGGUAUACAGUCAAAACAAAACAAGCCAUCCUUAGUAGCACCAAGCCAGUUCGAACACUACUGUAACAUCAAAAUUCAUGAAAAUCCAUCAGAAGAACUCCAGACAGGAAUAAUGUGCGAAAUUGGAGUAGCUAAUCGAGAGCCUGGUACUAUCCAAAAAUUGAUUGCGGCUGGCAUGACAGUGGCAAGACUUAACAUAAGAGACCUAGAACCUGAUGCUUGUGCCCAACUGAUUCAAAGUGUCAGACAAGCUGUAUAUAAUUACAGUGCUGAAUUGGAAUACGUCUAUCCCUUGGCUGUUAUUGUAGAUGUAAGAGGUCCAGAUAUCGUAACCGGCGAACUAAAAGGUGGUCCAAAUUCCUCUAUAGAUCUUAUACAAUAUAACACCAUUCGUUUAACUACCGAUGCUAGUUGGCGUGAGUGCGGAACGGCUGAUUGUCUUUAUAUUGGUUAUGAUAAUUUAAUGGAUCUCCAAACGUCCGAUAUAAUAUUUAUUGAUAGUUUAACUCCAGGAAAAAUUAAACUAGUAGUUGCUGAGGUCGGAGAAGAUUCGGUGGAAUGUUCAAUUGCUAUUGGCGGGACCAUUGGUCCCAAAAUGACAGUUCGUAUAUCUGAAGUGCCUCGUGAAGUUGCACCUAAGGAAAAGGGAGAUAGUUAUGACGAAUCUUUAAAUUGUAGCGAGCUUUCAGUUCCCCCUUUUGAACACAUGGAGCAACAAAUAGCUUGGGCAAUUGGGUAUGACGUAGAUGGCUUACUUGUACCAAAUACUCAAAAUGCUCACGAUAUUCGUGCAGUCAGAGAGAUAUUGUCAGAAAGAGGAAAACAUAUUAUUGUUAUCGCUUGCAUCGAUUCUGCGCUGGGAUUCGAUAACAUCGAUGAUAUUUUGGCUGAGGCAGACGGAAUAUAUGUUGAUCGAUGUAUUUUAAGCACUGACUUGCCUGUUGAAAAGACAUUUAUAGCUCUCAAAGUUAUAGUGUCAAAAUGUUCCAAAGCUGGGAAACCGUAUAUUUGUAAAGUUGUUAUUAAUGAGCAAAUUCCUACACUGUGUGUUACAGAUAUUGCAAAUAUGGUUCUUGAUGGUGUAGAUGUGAUAUCACUUGAGUUGCACUACAAUUCUCCAUUACAGAAAUUUUCACCAAUUUAUGACUCUCUAAAAAUGGCUGAGCAUUGUAUUGCGGCGGCAGGUGUUAUUUGCAGACAUGCAGAACGAAUACGAUGGCAACCAUUUAUUUAUGGUAAUUUGUCAUUGAUGCAAUCAACUGUGGAUGAGCCAACGAGGGCAGUCUGUAUCAGUGCAGCUGAACUUGCAAUGCGAUCCAGUGCAGUUGUGAUUAUAUGUCUGACGAAUUCCGGUCGAACAGCUAAAUUAUUAUCCCACGCUAGACCCCUUUGUCCUAUAGUUGCGGUAACAAGAACUUGUCAUACCUCUAGACAGUUACGAUUUUGGCGAGGAGUACGCGCAGUACAUUAUUUCGAACCUUCAAUAUCUAACUGGAUAGCAGAAACGGAGGCUCGUGUGCAUGCUGCUCUUGAUUAUUGCAAAGCUAAGCGUGUUUUACGAGCUGGUGACGCGUAUGUCUUGGUAACAGGUUCCCGACGUGGGGUUGGAUAUUGUGAUACUGUAAGAUUACUGUAUGCGAGCGCCCGUAACACGGUUAACGUUGAAUAG